Molecule: messenger RNA, 1041 nt
Organism: Suillus fuscotomentosus
Lineage: Eukaryota; Fungi; Basidiomycota; Agaricomycetes; Boletales; Suillaceae
Exons: 7
Coding region: 1-1041 (346 amino acids)
Source: RefSeq, a predicted model, not a curated record
AUGGUGGCCCAUCGUCGACGUAUCACCUUUGAGUCUUCAGGCUCAUCAGAAUCAGACACUGAUUCAGCGUCAUCGUGUGAAACUUCCCAAACUCCUCACAUAGAGAAAUCCACUCGCAGUGCCGAGCCCUUCAAAGGGAGAAAAUGUGAGCAUAAGUCGUCAAGCAGCGACAACGACGACAAGACGAAGAGUUCAGAACGUCCAAGGUCGCAAAAACAGGACAACCAAGCUAUCCAGAACACGCCCAGAACCCGGGAGAGAUGCACCUUAGUGGAGUGCAACAAGUCGUUAUUACUGAUCCCCGCUGGCUUCCAUGCUGUGGUCAAGGCUGACGGCGCUGAAUACCAGACAAGCAAUAAAUCUGUGAAUGUAGACCAGACUGUCGUGGAAUGGCAUGAGCGCAUUCUUCUGCUGUGCAAUACAUCUUCUAAAGUUCGGGUCAGUGUCUAUGCCUCAUUCGAAUUGGGUUUCAUGCUCUGUCAUGGAGAACUCCUGCGCACGUUCGAGAUCUCAGUCGGAGAAUUACUGGAUCGCAGCGAAACAUCGCACCCCAUAAUCUUUCAGCCAAAGCAGGAGGAAGUCUUGUCUGCUUGUACUUCACUGUUCAUGACGGUGGAGCAGCAAUUUUCUGAGCAAAACGACACUGCAGUUUUUUGCCCCAUUACUACUCUUACAUCCCACGGUAUGGAUGGGUUAGCACUAAUGAUGGAUGCUGGACAUCGUCUUCUCGCACGAUACUGCAGGAUGCAGAGCAGUGAGGACCUUGAACAAUCCAUAAAGCACUUUGAAUGGGCCUCGGAUCUCUGCCCCUUGGAUCAUCCUUACCGCCCUGCAGCACUGUUCAAUCUAGCCACAGUAAAGUUUGCUAGUUGCCAAGCUGACAAAAGUUGCCUCGAUGUCGACAUUCCUAUCUCUCUUUUUCAAGACGCCCUUGACUUUCGUCCCACUGAUCAUCUGGACCGAACAGUCACCCAGCUCCAUCUUGCCAUUGGUUUACUGUCGCACUUCGCGAAAUGGAAAUUUCAAGUGGUGUCUUCUUAG